AUGUGGCAACUACAAAGUAAUUGUCAGUUGUCACAGGUUCAUAGUUCAAAUUUCAAAAGAAAACAGUAUCUUAUCAUACAUUUGUUUGUCAAUCGUUUGCAAGUUGCGUCUUUGCAGGUAUAUUUAAUUUGUACGCCGCAUGAUAUAACCUCAAAAUCCCUCAUGGCGAAAUUACCCGUGGAGAGUCCUAUCAAGCCUGUUAUAACAAAGGCAAAACAAAAACGUAAGGCAAAAAUAAAUAAAUCAAAACCAAACGCAGCUAAGGCUGAAGUUAUUAAGCAAGUGGUAGUAGCUCUAAACAAGGACAAGAAUAAGAAAGUAGCACCAGUAAUUAAAGUAGAAGAAAAAAAAGGUAAAACGAAGAAUGCGGCCCAUGUGGUUAAAGAAGAAAAUAUAGGUAAACAGAAGAAUGCUGCUCCUGUGAUUAAAGAAGGAAAAAAAGGUAAACAGAAUAAUGUGGUCACCCUAGUUAAAGAAGGAAAAAAAGAUAAGAAGAAAAAUGCUGCACCUGCAGCGAAGAUAGCAGAAAAGGAAGAAAUGAAUAAAAAUGAAGUUAGUGCUGUAUUAGAUAGAGAAAAAAAGGUUGCACAAAAUCUUCCUUCUGAGGAACUAGCAGAGAAAUAUCCUAUAUUAAAAAACAAAGAUUUGGUGACAAAAUUUCUUGCAGUGUCAAUUACAAAUAAUCAAAAAGGUCGAAUUCGACAACAAUUUAGAGACAAUUUAAAGGGGACAUCAGAAUCAAUUCUUCCCGAUGUAAUUCAUAACAAGAUAAAAUCAAUAGUAAAGGAUACAGAGAGUCUAUCAGACUCAGAACUUCGGAAGAUAAGAAUACUGUAUAAUAUGCUUAAACUUGCUACUACUAAAGAAAGCAGUGGAUUAUCAAAAGUGACAAAAAAUAAGAUGCACAAGAAAAAUAACAAAGGUAAAAAUAAUUCUGAAAAUGGAACUGGAGAGGCCAAAGAAAAUGGUGUGGAAAAAGAUGAUUCUAAAAAAGAAAAUGAAAAUAAGAAGAAGAACCCCAAAAAAGCUGUGAAAAAUGAAAAAGAUGGUGAAACCAAAAGUGAUGAGAAAAAACAAAAUGAGAACAAAGUGAAAGGACCAAAGCGAUAUGUUGCAUUUGUUGGAAACUUGCCACUUGAUAUUGAUACAGAAAAGAUAAUGAAACAUUUCUCUGAGUUGAAAGACCACAUAGUGGAUGUGAGGAUACCGAAUGCAAAGGAAGGAAAGAAAUCUGCCAUAGCAUAUGUGGAGCUAAAAAAUGAACCUAGUUAUGAGCUGGCUUUGUCAAAACACCAUUCAAUGUUGAACAACAGACGCAUCAACGUGCUUUACUCCGCACAGCAGAAUACGAAACUCAGUAAAACUGAAGUUAAGGGUAAAGCAGCAAAAAUGGUCGCAUUACAGAAGUCUGGCAAACUAGCGGGCAGCGUGCCACUGAACAAGAAGAGGAGCCAGAGACGGGCCAAGGCGAAGAAAGCGCAAGCGACAGCUGAUGAU
This is a messenger RNA of Brenthis ino (lesser marbled fritillary), 1497 nucleotides long. The record is from the annotation of a GenBank genome assembly. Lineage: Eukaryota; Metazoa; Arthropoda; Insecta; Lepidoptera; Nymphalidae.